Messenger RNA from Penicillium cataractarum, 285 nucleotides. Its product is annotated as mitochondrial 54S ribosomal protein uL30m. Gene Ontology annotation, cellular component: mitochondrion; large ribosomal subunit. Bases 1 to 285 code for a protein of 94 amino acids. The transcript has a single exon. Gene Ontology annotation, molecular function: structural constituent of ribosome. The record is from RefSeq and is a predicted model, not a curated record. Gene Ontology annotation, biological process: translation. Lineage: Eukaryota; Fungi; Ascomycota; Eurotiomycetes; Eurotiales; Aspergillaceae.
AUGAGCUACUUCCGUGUUCAACUGCUCCGCUCAGCGAUCGGUCUUCCCCGCCGCUCAACAGACGUCCUGAAGGCCCUCGGCCUCAAGAAGCGUAUGGGCAUCGUCUUCCACCGCGUUACCCCGUCCGUCGCCGGUCAAAUCAUGAAGGUUAAAGAGCUUGUUUCCGUCGAAGAGGUUGAUCGCGCUCUUACGAAGCAGGAGGUUCGUUUGGAGCGGAAACCCGAUCCGGGCUAUUACGUUGAGAAGAGUGGUGUUGCUGAGCGGGCUGAGUUGAGUGGGCAGUAA